AUGAAAGCUUAUCGCUUGAUGGGACCUACAACUACUCCGGACCCCUUGGCCGAUAGGUCGGCGCCGAUACGACUUGAGAACCAGUAUCACUGCAGCGAAGCCAGAGUGCUACCUUCGUCACCAAAUCGCGCAAGAAACAGCCGCCCUGAAUACCACACGUCACCUGACGCAGACGGUCGCACAGAAACUGCAGAUAUUUUUCGAAGACGACCCACACCGCGGGUGUGGAGUCAGCAAUUCCACCGUUUGCCUGACGAAGCUGCCCCAAGCGAGAGCAGAUGUAAAAACUCUCCUAGUCCAAGUCAUUGUGCGUACCCACCUGGUUUCGACACGGAAAGCACAAUGGAGCUAAACCGGGCCUCGACUAGGGGUCGCAAAAGGUCGACAGCAUCUCCUGCAUCUCGCGAAUAUGGUGUAGGAUGUAUACGUGAUCUGGAAGAUUGCUAUGGCGUUGAGGCCGUCAAGGAAAACGGUUCGCAACCUCAUGAUAGAGUAAACACAAGUAUAAACGCUACGCGAUCAAGGAGAACAUCAAGUUCGAAGUCCACAGCAUCGCAAGAAAGGCGUGGUCGAUCUAAGAGGGCUAAAGUGUCGCGUCAGCAGUCUUCCUCUAGUAACAAGAUAGAUGAAGCGAGUGUCGCAGAUUUUCUUUCGUGCGGCCCGUCCUCGCAGAGCGUUAC
Messenger RNA from Amoebophrya sp. A25, 680 nucleotides. The record is from the annotation of a GenBank genome assembly. NCBI's taxonomy places the organism in Eukaryota, Dinophyceae, Syndiniales, Amoebophryaceae.